Rhodotorula toruloides NP11 is the source of this 2031-nucleotide messenger RNA. Its product is annotated as Integrin alpha N-terminal domain superfamily protein. The transcript is spliced from 8 exons. Bases 1 to 2031 code for a protein of 676 amino acids. Gene Ontology annotation, cellular component: plasma membrane. NCBI's taxonomy places the organism in Eukaryota, Fungi, Basidiomycota, Microbotryomycetes, Sporidiobolales, Sporidiobolaceae. The record is from RefSeq and is a predicted model, not a curated record.
AUGCUGUACGCAGCCUCUCUCGCCGCCCUCGUCUGCGUCCUCACGCUCCCCACCCCGUCCCGAGCGUGGUUCCCUGGCGUCAAGAAGCGGUACACGGACGAGAAGCUCAUCGACGCAGGAUCGCUCGGCCUGCCAAAGACCGGACUCGUCGCGGCGUGGGCAGACUGGAACGCCGACCAGCUCCUCGACCUCUUCCUCGUCUCGGCAGACCAGCGCACCGUCUCGGUUCACACGUGGGACCGCAAGGCGUACGAGUGGAAGGAGGCGGUCGAGGCGCGGAUACGGACAAAGAGCGACUUUAUCAUCACGAACGUCGUCCCGGGAGACUUCGACUACGAUGGAAAGGUCGACGUCUUGCUCAUGGGCGGGAAGAACCCGGGCGGAUGGUGGGGAGCAGACGAAACGACAGAGAUGCAGGUGUACCUGCAACGGGGCGACGGCAGCUGGUCCGAAUCCUACCCUGUCGACUCGUCCGCACUCGCGCAAGCGAUGCCGAUCGACGCGACUGGCGACAUGCGGACAGACCUGCUCGGCAUGUCAGCGGGCUCGAAGCCUCAAUUGCAACUCUGGAACAACACCUGGGCCGCUUCGAACGCGACGAAUGUCUUCAGCGUAACGGACGCACCUUUCGACCUUUCGACCGCGCCGACGGGAAAAUUCGACUGCAAGUUCCCCUCACCUCACUUCAAUGCCUUUAUCGACCUCGACGGCGACUGCCUCGCCGACAUCUUCCUGACCUGCCAAGAUGGCGAGUCGGAAGACGACUUGAGCUACCAGAUCUGGCUGAAUAGCAAGGAUGGGCAGUUCAGGUACGCAAGAGGGGGCAAGUUGCCCGAGGCGACGAAGAGCGUCGGGUUUGCGGACAUGGAUCGAGACGGCACGAUCGACAUGGUCACCACGUCCUGCCCUUCCGCCGACGACUGCACCCUCUCGAUCGCCUACAACGACCAGAUGCCGCUCUGCGAGUCGUACAUAUCGGCUGAUGCCAAGUGCCGGGACCUCGAGAGUCUCUGCGUCGCCGACCCAGACUUCUCCUUCGACCUUUCGCCCUCCAGCUCGAACCCCUCCUUCACCCAAAUACCCAUCUCUUCCCUCCUCCCCUCCCACACGCUCGUCACCUCCUCGACCGCAUUCCGCGGCUCCUUCCCAACCCCGCCACAGAUCGGAGACUUCAACAUCGACGGUUACCCCGACCUCCUCAUCCUGGCGAGCAGCCAAGGCGGGCGGGAUAAGCAAGCGGUCAUUCUGCAGAGCCGGCCUUGCGAGAAGGGUAGCUGUACGGAGGAGGAGAUCAAGCGAGGGAGGAGGGCGUUUAGGGUCCUAAGCGAGGGAGCGGAGGCGUUGAGCAAGAUCAAGGAUGUGGAGAGCGCGACGUGGGUCGAUGUUGACGAUGAUGGCUCGCUCGACAUCCUCGUCCAGCGAAUCGGCAACUCGGGCGCGGCUCGUCAGCCCGUCUUCAUCAAGAACAACUAUUUCCAUGACGCCUUCUUCCUCAAGGCGCAGGUCUUGAACGGCGCUUGCCCAGGAUGGUGCGAGCCAAAAGAGCCGGGCGAGGCGCGGUACAGGCCUUACGGAAGCAGCUACUCGGGCGCGUCCUUCAAGUUUACCGUCCUCGACCCAACCGGCGCACGGCGGAGUACGCAAUAUGGCCAGCUACCACAGUCGACUUACAUGUCGCUCGCGACGCCCUACUCCUACUUCGGCCUCGGACGGACGAACAACUACGUCGAGAACUUGUUCAUCGGCUCGACUCGCCACCAGUCGCAGCAUUACAUCAACGUCGAAGGCCUCAUCCCGAACUCGCAGGUCCUCGUAAACCCCUACCAGCCGGCGAACAGCAAGGACCCGUCGAGCUGGACGAAAAUGCUGUACCUGCAUCCGGGCGACUGGAUCCCGUGGGUCACGAUCGUCCUUCUUGCGGCGAUUGCGAUUCUUGGGGCGACGGUGAUCGCUCUGCAUGUGCGGGAGAAGCGCGAGGACGAGGCGGAGCGAAGAGCGCGGCUUCUCCACCUGAACUUCCAGGCUCUAUAG